AAAGUAGCGACGGCGGCGGGGCGGGUUACAAUGUAGCAGGGCGCGGCCAUCAGGCCUGGGUCUCGUACUGCUGCUCAGGAGGUGAAUAAAAGAUGCUUUUUUCCACAGUCCAGAGGAGAGCUGCUGGGAAGAGGGGGGGAUGUGGCGAGCCCGGGACUGGGCACUCAUCCCGGCCCCACAGGUGGAAUGCUAUGGAAUAUGAUGAGAAGCUGGCCCGGUUCCGGCAGGCCCACCUCAACCCCUUCAACAAGCAGCUUGCGCCGAGGCAGCAUGAGCAAGAGCCCGGUGAGGAGGCCCCGCGUGUCACUUCUGAAGAGGCCCUGCCUGAGUUGUGCCCUGGGGAGCUGGAGUUCCACUGCACCGAGCGUGUGAUGGAUCUUGGCCUGUCUGAGGACCACUUCUCCCGCCCUGUGGGUCUGUUCCUGGCCUCCGACAUCCAGCAGCUGCAGCAGGCAAUCGAGGAAUGCAAACAGGUGAUUCUGGAGCUGCCUGAGCAGUCGGAGAAGCAGAAAGAUGCCGUGGUGAGGCUCAUCCACCUCCGGCUGAAGCUCCAGGAGCUGAAGGACCCCAAUGAAGAUGAGCCCAACGUCCGUGUCCUCCUAGAGCAUCGCUUCUACAAGGAGAAGAGCAAGAGUGUCAAGCAAACCUGUGACAAGUGCAACACCAUCAUCUGGGGGCUCAUCCAGACCUGGUACACCUGCACAGGGUGUUACUACCGCUGCCACAGCAAGUGCUUGAACCUCGUCUCCAAGCCCUGUGUGAGCUCCAAAGUCAGCCACCAAGCUGAGUAUGAGCUGAACAUCUGCCCUGAGACAGGGCUGGACAGCCAGGAUUACCGCUGUGCUGAGUGCCGGGUGCCCAUCUCACUGCGGGGCGUGCCCAGCGAGGCCCGGCAGUGUGACUACACCGGCCAGUACUACUGUAGCCACUGUCACUGGAAUGACCUGGCUGUCAUCCCUGCACGUGUUGUGCACAACUGGGACUUUGAGCCUCGCAAGGUGUCUCGCAGCAGCAUGCGCUACCUGGCGCUGAUGGUGUCACGGCCAGUGCUCAGGCUCCGAGAGAUCAAUCCUCUGCUGUUCAACUAUGUGGAGGAGCUGGUGGAGAUCCGGAAGCUGCGCCAGGACAUCCUUCGCAUGAAGCCGUACUUCAUCACCUGCAGGGAAGCCAUGGAGGCACGUCUGCUGCUGCAGCUCCAGGACCGGCAGCAUUUCGUGGAGAACGACGAGAUGUACUCCAUCCAGGAUCUCCUGGACGUGCACAUGGGCCGCCUCGGCUGUUCGCUCACUGAGACCCACACGCUCUUCGCCAAGCACAUCAAGCUGGACUGUGAGCGGUGCCAGGCCAAGGGCUUCGUGUGUGAGCUCUGCAGAGAGGGCGACGUGCUGUUCCCGUUUGACAGCCACACGUCCGUGUGCAGCGACUGCUCGGCUGUCUUCCACAGGGACUGUUACUACGACAACUCGACCACGUGCCCCAGGUGUGCCCGGCUCACCUUGAGGAAGCAGUCACUCUUCCAGGAGACUGGUCCAGAUGUGGACGCCUAGGGUGCUGGGGGAAAGCACUGAGUGCUGCCUGGCCCAUCUGGCGCCUGCCCUGCUGGUCAUUGCCAAAGUCAAGGUAUUCAUUCUACUCUGGAGACCACCAGGGUGCUGCCCCUGGACCCCUCCACCCCUGCUGGGCGAGGGGGUGAGCCCACGAGGAUGAUCUCCCAGGUGCUUUCCCAGACUCAUGGUGGCCACACCUGGCUGUACCUGGUUUGCUGCUGUGAGGGGUCAUGGUGUGGCCCCCGCUCUCCGCCACUACAGGACUCCCUGGGGCCCACCCCAGAAGCUGGUCAGGAUAGGCUGGCUAUAGACUCCCAGCUCCAGCACAGCUUUAUCUGCAGAGAUGGUCUGGGUUCUGCUCGGAUGUGCUCACCCCAGCUGCUUGUCUCUUCAGGGGCUUCUGGCUGUCCCUGGCUGGGGCUGUCCAUGGUCUCUUCUGAAUCUGUCUUGGGCAGUCCUUCCAGGAGGGUUACCAUCCUCUCUGUACAGCCAGGAGAGAUAGGGGUGUGGAGCUUUCUGCAGCUGCUCCUGCCUUGGUCCAUCCCCUGUCAUCCUGGUGCUCUGAGCUGGGUGGCUGGGGGUCCAGCCUGAGGAGGAUGUCUUGGCUUCCAGCUGUGAAGCAGGGACAGUGCCCGCUGGUUACAGUGGGUCUGGGUGGCAUUUCUUUGCCCCUGAGGGACUCUGUCAUGCUGCCACAGGCCUAUGGAGGGUCCAAAUGGCUUGAGGUGACUGACCAGGGGUCUUUUGUUUGGGGGCUGCGGUCAUUUGCCCGAGGGAGCCCUGGGCAGGAUGAUGGGGCAGGGGUGUGGGAGGUCCUGCACUCAUGACAAUGGCCCCUGGAUGGCAGAUGAGACCUACAGUCACCACUGGCCUAGGUGUUUGCACUUUAUGGAUCCUGCGGUCAGGGGCCACAGGAGGGGACGUUUCAGGAUGCAGCUUCCCAGUCUUUGGCCCCAGGAGGCGGUGCUGCUUGCCUCUGCCCUUUUCCUGCCCUGGACUGUGCUUGGCUGUUGUGCACAUGGUUGACACACGGGGAGCGGGCAGGGCACAUGGCUGCGUGGAUGUCUGUCACCUUUGACCAGGAAGCCUGAGGGGAGAUACCUCAGCCAGCAGGAAGGUCAGCUUAGCUCACCGGCCAUUCAAGGGGUGAAAAAAGAGAGCGUCUCCCCUCCCUGGCCCUCUGGCCAUCAGGAAAGGGGUGGUGCCAUCUUGCCCCACAUGGGGGCUUCAGGCAAGUACUGUCUCCUCUGUCUCAGUCUCCCUAUCUGGAAAAUGGGGAGCAACCUCAGGGAGCAAUGUGAGAAGGGAGCACUGUGGUGUCCUUGAGAGACUGGUGUGGGACUGGGCCAACAGCAGAUCCCGUCCUGCUCCCCUUCCUCUGUGGGGCUGAACAGGGGUAAAGGUCAAAUGCCGUUUUUCUGCACCCCUCAAUCUGCACAUCUAUCAACACCACAUCACAUUCUGUCAUGGGGAUAUUGGCCAUUCCUGAGUCUCCUAUGUAAUCAGCAUCACAUUAUUCCAGUUACAAAUCACUGUGUCCAUAGAAAAUGUUAGUGUGCUGGCAUUUGUUGGACAAAGGGUUGGGUCCCUUUUUUUUUUUUUUAACCUCCCACCCAUACUUCCUCCCCCAACAUUGUCCACCUGCCCCUUAUAGAUGACAAACUCUUUAAACAGAAUCAUGUGCGGGUCUUUCUGUGAGUCCACAGCAUCAUAGGAAGAACUCAGCAAGGAACCGAUUUACAUGGCCAGCGCCUUACAGAAGAGACCCUGAAGUUGGCCCCUCAUGGGACCAGGCUGGCCCGAGGGAUGCCCAGUUGCAACAAGGCUACUGUCACUGUCAUUAAAUAUGCAUUCUCUA
Molecule: messenger RNA, 3405 nt
Organism: Cynocephalus volans (Philippine flying lemur)
Lineage: Eukaryota; Metazoa; Chordata; Mammalia; Dermoptera; Cynocephalidae
Gene: DEF8
Product: differentially expressed in FDCP 8 homolog
Exons: 13
Coding region: 93-1547 (484 amino acids)
Source: RefSeq, a predicted model, not a curated record